AUGCUCGUCUUUCCGCUUCUCCUACUCUCAACUCUCUUCAUCCUAAUACCUCUGACACUAUGCGCUGAGGACUACUACAAGAUACUGGACAUCGAUCGGUCAGCUUCAGAGCGCGACAUCAAAAGGGCAUACAGAACACUAAGCAAAAAGUUCCAUCCUGAUAAGAAUCCUGGUGACGACUCGGCACGUAAAAAAUUCGUCGAUAUUGCUGAAGCAUAUGAUGUCCUAUCCACGGCUUCGACAAGGAAAAUAUAUGACCAGUACGGUCACGAGGGCCUACAACAACACAAACAAGGCGGAAGUGGUGGUAGACAUGACCCUUUCGACCUAUUCUCCCGGUUCUUUGGGGGUGGAGGGCAUUUCGGUCAUCAGGGCGGCCACAGACGUGGUCCUGAUAUGGAGCUCCGCCUCGACUUACCACUACAAGACUUUUACAACGGCAGAGAGAUAGAUUUCAAGAUUCAGAAGCAACAGAUUUGUGAUGCUUGCGAGGGCUCUGGCUCUAUUGAUGGAAAAGUGGAUGUCUGCAGCCAAUGUCAGGGCCAUGGCGCUGUAAUUCAAAAGCACAUGAUCGCUCCCGGCAUCUUUCAGCAAGUUCAAAUGGCCUGUGACAAGUGUGGAUGGAAAGGGAAGUCAAUUCGGCAUCCGUGUAAAGUGUGUGGUGGCAACCGAGUUGUCAGGGCCGAAGUUCCUAUAUCGGGCACUGUUGAAAGGGGCAUGGGCCAGGGAUCGAAACUGGUGUUCGAGAAUGAAGCCGAUGAAAGCCCCGAUUGGGUUGCGGGUAAUUUGGUUGUCACAUUGAGAGAAAAAGAGCCCAUCCUGGGUGAACAUGAGGCUCAGCGUACCGAUGGAACAUUCUUCCGGCGCAAGGGCAAGGACCUUUUCUGGAGAGAAGUCCUCAGCAUUAGAGAAGCUUGGAUGGGAGAGUGGACUCGAAACCUAACACAUUUGGAUGGGCACAUUGUACAGAUAGGUCGCAAACGAGGCGAAGUUGUCCAGCCCUUUACUGUGGAGAGGAUACCAGAGCAGGGAAUGCCGAUAUAUCACGAGGGCCAUAUCCACGAACAAUCUCCACAUGAUGAGUUCGGCUCGCUUUACAUUGAGUACAUUGUUGUUCUUCCCGACCAAAUGGAGAGCGGCAUGGAAAAAGAUUUUUUUGCCUUGUUCGAAAAAUGGAGAAAAAAGAAUGGUGUCGACCUCCAGGAAGAUUCGGGCCGGCCAGUCCCUCCAGAGGUUGAACAGCACGACGAACUAUAA
Trichophyton rubrum CBS 118892 is the source of this 1257-nucleotide messenger RNA. RefSeq lists its product as uncharacterized. Gene Ontology annotation, cellular component: cytoplasm. Gene Ontology annotation, biological process: protein refolding. Gene Ontology annotation, molecular function: Hsp70 protein binding. NCBI's taxonomy places the organism in Eukaryota, Fungi, Ascomycota, Eurotiomycetes, Onygenales, Arthrodermataceae. The record is from RefSeq and is a predicted model, not a curated record. Bases 1 to 1257 code for a protein of 418 amino acids. The transcript is spliced from 2 exons.